AUAUUCCUCUACUGCCUUCUAUCACAUCUCUGAGUCUUGGUGAAAAUGAAGAAAAAAGUGGACCUUUUGUUGUGCACUGGCUAAACAAUAAAGAACUCCAUUUUACCUUAUCCAUGGAAGUAUUUUUGCAGCAACUUAAAAAGAGUUUUGAACAUCAUUCUCCUGAGACUAACACUGAGGAAUCUAAUCAAACAGAUGGCAGAUCAGAAGAAGAAGUUGAUGAAAAUGGAGAUGAACAAAAAGGAAACCAAGAAAAGAAGGAACUGGGUGAUGAGAAAACUACUCCAAAUUCAAACCUUGUUCCUUUAUCUUCUGCUAUUAUUGAUCAUGAAAUUGAAGUACUACUUUCUGAAUGGAGUAAAAAUGCUGACAUGCUAUUCAGUAUACAUCCUAUGGAUGGUUCACUGCUGGUAUGGCAUGUGGAUUGGCUAGAUGAAUACCAGCCUGGCAUGUUUCGCCAGGUGCAGGUGUCAUUUGUCUCACGAAUUCCUGUUGCAUUUCCGACGGGUGAUGCCAACUCUCUUUGCAGAAGUAUAGUGAUGUAUGCUUGUACCAAAAAUGUUGACUUAGCUAUUCAACAGGGCAAACAAAAGCCUCCUGGCCUUACACGAUCUUCAUCUAUGCUUAUCUCUUCUGGACACAGUAAAUCAAGUAACAGUUUAAAACUAAGUAUCUUCACGCCCAAUGUUAUGAUGAUUUCCAAACAUGCAGAUGGGUCGUUGAACCAGUGGCUAGUGAGUUUUGCUGAGGAAUCUGCUUUUUCAACUGUACUCAGUAUUUCACAUAAAUCCCGAUAUUGUGGUCACCGUUUUCAUCUUAAUGACUUGGCUUGCCACUCAGUAUUACCACUGCUGCUUACAACUUCACAUCACAAUGCUCUAAUUUCACCAGAUGUUGAGAAUGCAAAACAGGCAAAUGAUUCUUUAGAGUCUCAGGAGUCACCAGUAAGACUUCAGAGUAGAGGCAACGCAGAUGUAACAUCCCAGGAUCCCAAUGCGGUUUACAGUGAACUUAUUCUUUGGAGAGUGGACCCUGUUGGGCCUUUGUCCUUUUCUGGUGGAGUUUCCGAACUUGCUCGGAUCAAUUCUCUCCAUGUUUCGGCUUUUUCUAAUGUUGCAUGGCUUCCCACACUUAUACCCAGCUACUGCCUUGGUGCAUACUGUAAUUCUCCAAGUGCCUGCUUUGUGGCUAGUGAUGGACAGCAUUUGAGAUUAUAUCAAGCUGUAAUAGAUGCUAAGAAACUUUUGUGUGAGCUCUCCAAUCCAGAAAUUUCUAAAUAUGUUGGUGAAGUUUUUAACAUCAUAAGUCAGCAAUCUACAGCUCGCCCAGGAUGUAUCAUUGAACUGGAUGCUAUCACAGAGCUUCAUGGCAGGAAAACGCAGUUAUUCCAUGUUUUUCAAGAAGACUUCAUUUUAAAUAACCAGGAGAAGGAAGCACCUGAAAAGAAGAAAAAGUUAUCAGACUCUGGAAACCAGCAGAAUGGAUUCUCUGAAAAAUUCUACUUAAUAGUAAUAGAGUAUACUGAAAACCAUUCAUUACUACAUAUGUGGCAUUUACAUUUGAAGUCAAUUCCUGUCUCAGUAGAUGAAAAAAUAGAUUCAAAUACACCUGAAGCAGCAACACAAACGGAAGAAUUGUAUUCUUCACCAGAUCCAGAGAAGGUCCAGUCACCAUUCACUCAAAAGUAUCAGGCCUGUAGAGCAAACCUUCAGAGCACCAGCUGGCUUACUCUGUCUUCCAAAAUGGUGUAUAGUCAAGAGUUGAAUUUGCCAGAAGGAGUAGAGAUAAUAAGUGUAAAACCAUCAGCAGGACAUCCGAGUUCUUCUUCCAUAUAUCCUGUUUGUCGUGCACCAUAUCUGCUGGCUACUUCAUGCUCUGAUGGAAAAGUUCGAUUCUGGAGAUGCAGAGUUACUUCUGAAUCAUCAGCUUCUUCCAUGGCAGAAUAUAGUGUACACAGUGAUGUUACAUAUAUAUGGGAAGAAUGGCCAUUACUGAUUGAGGAUGGACUUCUUAGCAGUAGUGCUAUUAAUGUUCCAGGAAGGCCAACUGAAGUUAGCUGUGCACACACGAAUAGAUUAGCAGUAGCAUACAAACAGGUAACAUCUAAAAAUAGUCAUCUUUCUCAGGAUUUUGUAAUGCAUGUUAGUAUUUUUGAGUGUGAAUCUACAGGGGGUUCUUCUUGGAUUCUAGAGCAGACUCUUCAUUUAGAUGAGGUAGGCACCAUGUUAGACUCUGGUGUUAGUAUUGAUAGUAAUUUAGUGGCAUAUAACCGACAAGACAUUUCUGUGUCUCAUGGUGGGAAUGUUAUGCCCAGCACUAAGCACUUGGUUCACUUAGAUUGGAUGUCUAGGGAAGAUGGUUCACAUAUUCUAACAGUGGGAAUUGGAUCAAAACUUUAUAUGUUUGGUCAGCUGUCUGGGAAAAUGCAAGAACAAAACGCUAAGGAGAUUGCUACAAUCUCCCAUAGUGGCAAUAUGAAGGCUACAGCCCUUUCUAGGUUUGUUCUGCUGCGUUGUGUUGACCUGGUUUCAUCUGUAGAGGGGUCACCUCCUUUUCCAGUCUCUUUGUCUUGGGUGCGUGAUGGCAUUCUUGUGGUUGGAAUGGAUUGUGAAAUGCAUGUAUAUUCCCAGUGGCAAACUCCUUCCAAGCAGGAACUAGUUGGUACAGAUUCCUACAGUGGAAGUAUGCCGUGUAUAACUCCCUUAGUGAAACAAAGUCAGUCAGCUGCCUCAGGUCUGCAUCCACCAAAGCGAACCUUGACCAGAUCUAUGACCAGCCUUGCACAGAAACUUAGUGGGAAAAGAUCUGCCUGUGAUCUGUCUACAGAAAUGGAAGAUUCUGGUCUUUUUGAAGCAGCUCAUACAUUAUCUCCAACUUUACCUCAGUAUCAUCCGUAUCAACUAUUGGAACUCAUGGAUCUUGGUAAAGUACGUAGAGCAAAAGCCAUUCUGUCCCAUCUGGUGAAGUGCAUUGCUGGAGAAGUUGUUGCUGUAAAUGAAUCUGAACCUAAUCAUGAUAAGAGGCUCAGAUCUCUGACUAUCAGUGCUAGUGGAAGUACUGCAAGAGAUCCCAAAGCAUUCAGCAAAACUGAGACUGCAGACUACAUUGAAAUAGACUCUGUUCCACCACUGCCUUUGUAUGCUCUGCUUGCUGCAGAUGACGAUUCAUCUCAUUCCUGUUCAGAAAAGUCUAAUAAUCAAAACAGUCAAAAUAAAAAAGAUAUUCCCAAUGACAGUUAUGAAGAUCUCUUUCAAAAUAGUGUUAUAAGUACAGAUGAACUUGUUACAUUUGAUGCAGAUGAAGACAGUUCGAAACCAAAAGUCAUUGAUCUUUCUCAGUAUAGCCCAACUUACUUUGGACCAGAGCACGCUCAAGUUCUUUCUCGUCACUUGCUUCAUUCAAGCUUGCCAGGUCUGACUAGGAUGGAGCAAAUGUCAUUGAUGGCCUUGGCAGAUACAAUUGCUACUACCAGUACUGACAUUGGAGAAAGCAGAGACAGAAAUCAGG
This is a messenger RNA of Pelecanus crispus (Dalmatian pelican), 3507 nucleotides long. Lineage: Eukaryota; Metazoa; Chordata; Aves; Pelecaniformes; Pelecanidae. The record is from RefSeq and is a predicted model, not a curated record.